This is a messenger RNA of Symbiodinium sp. CCMP2456, 1083 nucleotides long. The record is from the annotation of a GenBank genome assembly. NCBI's taxonomy places the organism in Eukaryota, Dinophyceae, Suessiales, Symbiodiniaceae.
AUGAUCUCCUUGCAGCCGCGGAAGUCUAUCAACCCCAAUCUCCUGCGUUUUCUCCUUGCCUGGAUCUGUUCACCCCUACUCUUUGCCCACACGGGCCAGGAGCCCCUGAACUCCUUUCGGGAGAGAAAGGGCUUCGCAUUGCGUGCCCCAGCAUCUAGCUGGGUGAAGCAGACUGAAGUUUUGACUGAAGAGGAAAGGUCCUUGGCAGUAAUGCUGGCGAGAACCAAGAAGAAGGGCUGGGCUAGAGCUAGCAAAGCGAUCCAAGAGUAUACCGGGUGCGCAGGUGUCGUGUUCAACGCGGCGAUGAAAGCUGCUCACGCUUGUGGCGAGUAUAGGGAGGGAGUGAGCAUCUAUGAUCGCAUGUGUAAGAUGCAGUCUGCCAGAUGUACGAUCUCUUACAGUAUGGCCAUGAAGUUGUAUGGCAGGUUGAAGUUGAUGAGGAAGGUACAGGAAGCCUUCGACGAAGCUGAAGCUGCUGGAGUCAUUAAUGAGAUCAGUAUUUCUGCGCGCAUUGAAGCAGCUGCAGCCGAAGGUGACUGGAACACCGCUGCAGGUAUGCUGGACUAUGCACAGCAAUGCAAUCUUUCCCUGGACAACACUCACUUCAACUCUGUCCUUGCUGCCUGCGCCAAUUCGAGGCAGAAUCGGUCGAUCAUAUACAAGGCGGCAAACCAGGUGGUGGAUUUCAUGACUGACUACAAUCUCCAGCCCGACAUAAUCACAUUCACCAACUUGGUGCGGGCACACCAUCCGUCCGAGGAUGUGGGAUCUAUUCGGAAUCUCUGGCAGCAGCUCUUGCAGGCAGAGGUCGUGAAAGGGUCAGGCUCGAAAGCAUCAAAAUUGUUAGAUAUCUCCGAUGAGGUCUUCACUGAAAACUUAUUGACCACAGCUGUUCAACUACCAAAGAAUCGUUUCUACAAGAGUGAGCUCAUGGUCGCUGAAGCUUUGGACACAACUUCCAGUGAACGUCUGAGGCUGGCGCAGGUCAUUGUUGCAGAGCUGCAGGCAAAGGCCGCGCCCAUGACCUUGCUUGGCAAACGAAUUGCUGGUGCCGUUCGCAAGGCACUUCGCCAAAGAGGCUAA